Mucor mucedo is the source of this 2040-nucleotide messenger RNA. RefSeq names its product Dbl homology domain-containing protein. The coding region runs from base 1 to 2040 and encodes 679 amino acids. Gene Ontology annotation, molecular function: guanyl-nucleotide exchange factor activity. The record is from RefSeq and is a predicted model, not a curated record. NCBI's taxonomy places the organism in Eukaryota, Fungi, Mucoromycota, Mucoromycetes, Mucorales, Mucoraceae. The transcript is spliced from 7 exons.
AUGCACAAUAGAAAACAAGGAGAAGAGUCCACUAAAUUAUGGUCACAAAAUGUGCCUGAAAAUGUUGUAGAAGCUACUUUACCAGAGGAAAGAAAGCGCCAAGAAUGUAUUUAUGAACUUAUUUAUACGGAACAAGACUUUGUGAGAGACUUAGAAUAUGUUUAUAAUUUUUGGGAAUGCCCUUUACGAACUAAAGAUAUCAUCGAAUAUAACGAGGAAUUUGUUCAUGACGUAUUUUUCAAUAUAUCCGAAAUUCGUCAUGUCAAUACAGAACUUUCGCUGGCAUUGGAUGCCAGACAAGCCGAAAAAUAUCUCGUCUCGAGUAUUGGUGAUGUAAUGUUGGAACACGUCUGUAAUUUCGAACCGUUUGUAAGAUAUGGAGCCCAUCAGGUCAUUGGAAAAUUUCAUUUUGAGCUUGAAAAGAAACGAAACCCAUUAUUUGCACAAUUUGUACAAGAAACGGAGAGAAAACCCGAAUCAAGACGAUUAGAGCUAAAUGGUUAUUUGACGAAACCUACAACUCGUUUGGGGCGAUACAAUUUGUUAUUGAGGGAGAUCCUAAAAAGGACUCCGGAUGAUAAUCCGGAUAAAGAGAUUAUACCUCAAAUUAUGGAAAUUAUAACAAGAUAUCUAACCCAGGUCAAUAUAGAAGCAGGAAAAUGCGAAAAUUCUUUCAAUUUGGAAGAAAUUCGCAAACGUCUACAUUUUAGAUCGCCUGCAGACUCUAUUGAUUUAAAAUUAGAUAAACCAGAUAGACAGCUGUUAAUGAAAGGUAGGAUGAGGCGUAAAGCAAAUUCUAUAUUUGAAUCUACCGACCUUCAAGUCUUUCUGUUUGAUCAUUAUCUAUUAUUUACAAAAAUGAAAUACGAGGAUCAUCUUGAGUGGUAUAGAGUCUUUAGAAAACCCAUUCCUCUUCAGCUGCUAUCUAUUCAGGUUGCUUCGAGUACAACAAACACCCGGCAAAAUAGAGCAAGUUACAUAUUACCCUCUAUUAGCACUACCACCACUGUCUCUGAUCAACAACCUUCAAAAAUUAAUAAUCUAUCAAUUACCUUCACUCAUCAUGGUCGCAAAGGAUCUCCGCCUCUUACACUAUAUACCACAGCUACAUCUAUCCAACAAAUUUGGGUCAAGAAAAUUCUUGAUCAAAAACAGCUUCUAAACAAGAACAUAUUUUCUAUUUUGCCUUUGAUUCAGAAUCAUUUUCUUACAACUAAUCGGGUGAAUAACACCAUGAUGAUGGAAGAUGGUCGUAUAUUAGUGGCAGCUGAUCAAGGUGUUUAUAUUACAACUACGACUAUUGCUGCCGAGAAAAAGAAUAAUGCGGCUAUGACACGCAUAAUUCGAAUAGAAAAGGUUUCCCAAAUAGAAUUAAUGCCGGAAUCUCAAUUGCUAGUACUUGCAGACAAAACAUUAUGGACAUUUCCUUUGGAAAUAUUAUCACAGUCCGUAUCACAACAGCGUGGAAGAUCUGUAAGCCAAAACACAACAUUCUUUCAUGUCGUAUGUGUUGUGAAAACGAAUACCUUAUCGCCUACUACUAUCCGCGUAUUGGAGCCGGUUAUUAUGGAUGAAAAUAAGAAGGCAAAGUCCAUGUUUAGUUUGAAACGACUUGUAAGAGGUGGACCCAUUGGUUUAAAACCUUAUAAAGAUUUGUAUUUACCUAGUGAAGCAUUAUCCAUCAAUCUACUGAAAUCAAAAAUGUGUAUCUCCUCCCCAAAAGAAAUUGGUGUGGUUGAUAUGAAAAAUCUGGGAGUACAGGCAUUAUUAGACCCUGAGGAUGAAAAACUGGACUUUGUUAUUAAUCGACAGGAUGUCCAUCCAGUCACCAUUUACAGGAUCCAAUUUGCGAAAUAUCUCGUAUGCUAUAAUGAAUUUGCAUUUCUCGUAGAUCAAAGAGGACGAUUUAUAAGAUCUAGUACAAGAAUCGACUGGGAAGGUACACCGGAUUCGUUUGCGUUAUCUUACCCUUAUCUUCUUGCAUUUGAGCCUGAUUUUAUUGAAAUUCGUAAUGUCCAUACAGUAAGUCUAUAUGUUUGA